UUACAUAUGUAUAAUUUGAUUAUCUAUUUGUCACUUGAAUAUUAGCUUCAGUUCUUGUAUUAAAUUUUAAACGACUCAGCAUAUAUAACUAACCCUGACAUCUUACAGAUAUAUUUAGAGCAAAAAGAUAAAAAAAAAAUCAGAAACAGAACUUAGAUAUUUAUGUAUUACCUGAAUGAGAAAGUGCACAUGUGAGGUUCAGUUAUAUGCGAUAUAGCUUAAUUAGGCCAGUGAACAAUAUAAAAGUGUUACAACUUGAAUUAGGUUCUCUUAAGUGGUUUAGGUUCAUCCAAAUAUGCAUGUAUCAUUCUUUUUCAUUUUGUACCAAGAAUAUCACAUGGGUCGGCUUUGUUCCGAGCCAGACAACAUUGUUCUUUUCUUCUUUAUAUGGUGUAAUAAUAGGUUACAACUUACAAAUUUUCGUUUAAGAAAAAAAGUUCCCUAACUACUUUUUUCUUGUGUUCUAAUUUUUAGAUGAAAGACAUCAAUACGCAAUAGGCCAAUCAUAUUUCAGAGAUCUAUACAGAUGGCAACCCCAAAUUCUAUAUCUUGAACCGAAGUUAGUUUAAUUUGUUUUAGUUUAAAGUUUUAAAAUCUACAAAAAAAAAAAAUCAAUUCACACACACGUUAACAUUGUUCUUUUUUGCUUCUUAACUUUCAUAUACUUACACAUAGAAACAUUAUUUUUGAUCUGAGUUGAUAUCAUAGUUCGUUUGUGUUCUUGAACUUGAGUUUAGGUUCUCCACAUAACUCAAGUAAUGCUAUUUUUUUUUUUUUUUUAACUCAACAUCAACUUUUCAAUUCACCAACAAGGAUACAACUGAUUAUGACCUCAACAGACUUAAACCAAAUACUUGAAGCUAUCUAGUAUUGCCCUAAGUCACUUGAUUGGACCUAACGCUACUUGAUCAAGCAAUCAAAGUAUUUUUUCGACCACACUGAGAUUGACUUCACUCCAAGACUCGAAGUGAAUCAACUCUUUGACCCCUAAAAUUAGACCUCUAGACACGACAGUACUUACUAACACAGUGGCAACAAACCUAAAUCGGCAAACAAUACAACUCAAGCUAAUGGGCCCUAAUGAUAAGCGUGACGUUCUUGGCCCAACAGCAAACUCCGCCGAAGGCGCACACCGAGAAGGACUCACUACCACCGGCUUUCACUACUCCGUUCCUCAGCCACAAAACGAACACGAAGUCCGACUGAAAGUGCGGGUUCGGAAAUGGACACGAACCGGUUUAACAGAUUCAGAAGUGUGGAGCUCGAACCGCCGGGAUGAGACCGAAGUCACUUUCCGGACGCUGGGAUGUCGACCUCCGCCACACACCGCUGCUAGGUUGACUUCUCCGGUUGACCACUCCAUCGUCGUCGCCCUUGAUGCAUGUUGUCACCGAGAACCAGUAGACAAACCUCUGUACACAAAUCGUCGGUCCUCUCCUCUGUUUUGCUCACCGCUCCGUGGGACCAGAGAACUAAGGUGGAGGAGGCGUCUUGCCAAGCCCACGCGCCAAGACCGAGAUGGAUUCGCCGUAGAUCUGAAAUUGGAAAACUAGAUCUGGCAAACCCAAACCCUAAAAGCCGACUCCCUCCCCUUCUACCGUUCGACGAGCCUCGCCGCUACUCCAAGGAUAGCCUGAGCCUUACGGCGUCGCCCACCCAAAGUGGAUCUCCGACUUGACCCGACAAAACCAGAGUCGCAAGCAUAUCGGCAAGGGAAGAGGCUUCAAGGGAGAGAGCAAAAGGAAAAAGAGAGAUAAGGGGAAGAGGAGAACCUCCGGCGCCGGAGAAGCCGGGCCGGAGUUAGGGAUUCUUUACGAUUUAAGAGAGAGGCGAGAGCUUUUGGGUUCUAGAGAGAGGUUUUUUUAUCAAGUAAUGCUAUUUACUUCAGUUGAAACUCCUCUUUCCUUUUAUACUACAAUCUCUUUAUAUAUAUAUAUUUAUGUGCAACAUACACAUAGAUGACUUGGUCUAAUCUUACAUUGUUGCUUACUUGCUUAUAUAUAGUUUCUUUUUCCCAUCUCGUUUACAUCUCAUUAUACGGCCAUUUGUGUUUCAAAAAAAAAACGGCCAUGUUGAUUUUUCUUUUCCUAUGUUCGAAGAGAGAUAUGCACCAAAGAAAGGCAACGCUCUUAAAUUGAUUCUUGUAGCCACUAAGGAACCACCACGUAAGUCCAGAGCGUACUUCCUAACUAGGUCAACUAUCGCUGCAUUGAUAAUUACUUGAUUAGCUUUUAGGACAUGUGUCGAUUUACGGUUGGUUGAUAGCUGGCACCUAAAUUUGUUUAUGCGAUUAAAAUCGGCGUGACGCUGCAUAUGAGGACAAGUUGACUAUGCUAAUGACUCUUUGGGGUUACUCGAGAAACAGCCAGACACUUGGCCUUGUCUUAUUAGAUUUAUUUCCUUAAAUAGAAUUAUUAGUUGCUUUCGUACCAACCUAAUCUGCAACAUAUUCUAUAAAUAGAAUUUUAAUUUAUUAGACGACCAAAUCUUAUUGGAUCCGUUCUUUCCUCACCCCCACGAUUUAUUUUAUUUAUACAGUGUUCACUAAAAUAUCGACUAAUUUGACAAACAAGUUUAUCACUACUGAAUGCUUUGAAAUUAUCAGAUUACCUAAAGAUUUCUUCGUAAGAUCAUAUGGAAUAUCACGUUUCUGGAAAAGAAGAAGUCUAUUACAAUUGGUACUUACUUUAACGGGGUAAAGUAUAUUUUAGCAAAAUAGCUUUGAAAGUUCAUCCUAAACGUACAUCUUGUUAUUUACUACGUCUAGAUAUACUAAGUUGGAUACGUAUUUGUUAUUUCGUCAAAACUGCAUUCUCAUUGUCACCCUAAUUAUUAACUGCAUAAGAAUGACUUAAGUAUUUAAUUACGUUAAUCAACGAUACGAUUAGUAGAAAACAAUAUUGCUGAUAUAAAUCAACAAACCUUUAAAUGGAUAAGAGUACGUUUAAACACUACCACAUUUCGGUUUGUUUUGAGGCAGCAGAGGUUGUUAAUAAAAAAAAGACCAUAAUGUCAUUGUAUUAUCCUUUGCAUAGUUUUUUUUUUUCGUUGAAUAUCAUUUGCAUAGUUGAGUUUACCAAACUAUAAGAUUGGCUUAAUUUCGUUCAUUAUACGUACCAUCCCACAUGGUCUUCGAAACGAGAAAAAAGGAUGGAGUAUUGAAAGUAAUAAACAUACAUUAAAGUCCAUGGCAAAGUACGAUGUUUUAAAUUGGUUUAGUAACCUACUCCAUAUUGUAAUAGUUUAUGUUUUUUAAUUUGAAGGCCUUUAUUCAAAAAAACCUAAUAUCUACUCUCUAUUUUCAAUAUUGACUCUUUACCUCGUUAGGCACCGCUUGUCAAUAGUAAAUAUUUGACGAAUAAGGAAACAUGAUUAAAUUAAGAACCAAUAAGAGUAAUAUAUUCAUGCAUUCCUGGGGAGUUGUUUUUUAUAAGGAUUAAUAUUAUAGGUAACUUUAAUAAAUGAAUUGGUGUCCAGUCAUCAGAAUUUCAACAAUUAAUUACUUGUAAUGACAUGCACCGACCUGUUUAUCAAAGUCUUAAAAAAUAAAUGAAUUGAUUAAUACCGAAAAAUGGCUAUCAUCAAUAACUCUUGAAUCAAACAAAUAUAACUUCAUAAUUUAAUUUUUACUCGGUGACAGUCUGCCAUCAUUCACUGCAUAACUUAACUAACGAUUUUUUUUGUUAUUCUCUGAAUUUUCAUUAUAACGUUAGUAAUUAUUCCACAACGCCAGAUUCAAUGAACCAACACUAAGGGAAGACUACUAUUUAUAAGAUUUCCAGAUUGAAAUCUAUUUUUUAAUAUUGCUUGAAAUACAAUUACGUUUUAAAAGAGAAAAAACCCAAAAAAGAGAAAAAUAAUUUUCUUUUUAAAAGGAAAUAUGCUAAACAACCAGCCAAGAUGCGUUACAAAUUUCUCCUCUCACAGAAUAAGGACACAUAAUUAUUUUAGUUACUCAUAAAUAAAAUGUGUAUAUUGAAAAUCGAUUAUUUUCACCAGAAAAUUAUAUUUAUCUAGUGCCAUUUAGUUUCUCUCAGUCUCCUUAAUCUCUCUCCUUAACUUCUCUUUUUACUAAUUACCCUCCCUCUUUCUCUCUCUGCAUGUGUAUAUAUAUAUUUUCUGAACUCAUAUCUUGAAAACAUUCAAGAUCGAUCAAAAUAAGAAAAAAUCAUUUGAGAAACACAUGUUUACGAUUAUUUGAUUUUUUAUUCCAGGAUCAGAUAUUUGCUUUUAUUUUGGGGUUUAAGGUCUUUUGGGGGACAAAAAAAAGAUGGAAACUAUUGGUGGGUUUCACAAGGAAGAUGAUGAGCAGAUGGAUUUGCCUCCUGGGUUUAGGUUUCAUCCAACAGACGAAGAACUCAUAACCCACUAUCUACACAAGAAGGUUCUCAACAUUGAUUUCUCGGCUAAAGCUAUUAGCGAGGUGGACUUGAACAAAGCUGAACCAUGGGAGUUGCCGUAUAAAGCAAAAAUGGGUGAGAAAGAAUGGUACUUCUUCUGUGUGAGGGAUAGAAAGUAUCCAACCGGUCUGAGGACUAACCGGGCAACUCAAGCCGGUUAUUGGAAGGCAACCGGGAAGGAUAAGGAGAUUUUCAGAGGCAAAUCACUUGUUGGUAUGAAGAAAACACUUGUUUUCUACAAGGGAAGAGCUCCAAAAGGGCAUAAAACAAACUGGGUGAUGCAUGAGUUUAGGCUUGAUGGGAAACUCUCUGCUUACAACUUACCCAAAACCGCUAAGAAUGAAUGGGUGAUAUCCAGAGUGUUUCAUAAAACUGAAGGAGGCAAGAAGAUCCCACUUUCGGCUUUAAUCCAAAUUGGUUCGUAUGGAGGGUCCAAUUUACCACCUAUAACCGAUUCUUCACCAUACAAUGAUAUAACCAAGACCGAACCGGUUUACGUGCCCUGCUUCUCCAACCAAACCGAAACCAGAGGAACACUGCUCAGUUACUUCAGCAACUCCGCACUUUGCUCAAUUCCACUCUACCAACCUCAAUCUCUCCAGGUUUUCGAGAAUCUACAGAGUACUCAUCAGAUUCUUACUCAAGAACACUCCGUUUCUCAUCAAGAAGUUCCUUCUUCCUCCGCCGGUCCAAUUGAUCUUGAAUCUUUCUUGAGUUACUGAAGAUACAUAACUUAUAGCGUGGUGUUGCUAAGUUUGUAUAGAUUGUUAUAUAUCAAUACUUCACACUCCAAAUGAUUUUCUAUUAUUAUACUCAACUGAAACUUACUACUAGAUAUUGGAUAGAAAGAAGGAGAAGCAUCAAAUAUUCGUUAAAUU
Messenger RNA from Brassica rapa (field mustard), 5278 nucleotides. Its product is annotated as NAC domain-containing protein 79. Gene Ontology annotation, molecular function: DNA binding. NCBI's taxonomy places the organism in Eukaryota, Viridiplantae, Streptophyta, Magnoliopsida, Brassicales, Brassicaceae. The record is from RefSeq and is a predicted model, not a curated record. Gene Ontology annotation, biological process: regulation of DNA-templated transcription.